Pediculus humanus corporis (human body louse) is the source of this 288-nucleotide messenger RNA. RefSeq lists its product as uncharacterized. The coding region runs from base 1 to 288 and encodes 95 amino acids. The record is from RefSeq and is a predicted model, not a curated record. The transcript has 3 exons. NCBI's taxonomy places the organism in Eukaryota, Metazoa, Arthropoda, Insecta, Psocodea, Pediculidae.
AUGCUGUCUAAAACUCUUGUACCAUCAUUGACAUUGGCUAAAAGAGUUUUACCUCUAUGUGGCCAAAGGCAAAAAAUUGGUAAUUUACUAGUGGCUCAAUAUAGCUCACACAGUAAACACCUUGAAGGAUAUAAAUAUCCAACUAUGGAUGAUGUCCCUAUUCCUUGUGGAAGUUGGCAAGAAGAUUAUGACAACAAUCAAAGAAAAUAUAAUCUUCAUUUAUUACUUGGAGCUGGAUUUUUUAUUAUAACAAUGGUUUCGUGGUUACUCCAUUGUAAAAAAAUGUAG